GUAUCAUCAAGUUUUUGUCUACAAUUGGACCGAAUUCGGAGAACAUAAUUAUGGAACACAUAACGCCUUCACCAGGCAGUAAUACUCCAGAAGAAACUGAACAAAGGCCAGAUGGAGAUCACCGCGAAAGCAGAAGUCAAGGUUUUUCCUCCUCGAAUACGUCCAUCGCAGCUCUUAGUCAAAUGGAAGAGAAAAUGCGUAGAAAACUUCAGUUUUUCUUUAUGAACCCUAUUGAAAAAUGGAAGGCGAAGCGGAAAUUUCCGUACAAGUUCGUUGUCCAAGUGAUCAAGAUCGUAUUAGUUACAUUUCAAUUGUGUUUAUUCGCCCACAAUAGAUACAAUCAUGUUAAUUACACAUGGGAUAAUCGUAUCAGUUUUUCGCACCUAUUUCUACUCGGCUGGGACUCGACGCGGGAGAUUAACGCCUACCCUCCUGGCGCUGGUCCUUUAGCAAUUUACAAACAAGAUGAGUUCUACAGCACCAUAAAUUAUGCUAUGGCGGGAUAUUCUAAUCUAAGUAAUGCUAUAGGCGCUUACUCAUACAAUGAUGAAAACAAUAUGAAAGUUGAUCCAGUUUUCUGUCAGUAUAAUUACAAGCAAGGCAUAAUAAAUGGUUUCAAUGAAAGCUAUACAUUCAACUCGGAAAUUGUGGAGACAUGUCUUAAUUUCACUAGUACAAGUGAUGAAGUGUUCUCUUCACAGUUGUUUCUAUCAAAAUCAGGCUUCGACAUCAAUUUUGCAGCUCUAGUCAGAGCCAAACUUAUGUUUUCUAUAAACACGAUAAAUUUUAGAGCUGCAGGUCCAAUCACACCUCCAGAUUGUUACAGGUUUGAUGUCCAGAUAGUUUUUGAUAAUGAAGACCAUGAUGGCCAAAUGUCUCUUAUUCUGGAAGCAGAUCCAUACAAGCUGACAUGUAGAGGUGAUACUGAUUAUGUCACUGAUAAUAAAAUUGACCAAGUCUUAAGGAGUAUACUCAACAUACUUGUCAUUUUGAUCUGUUCUGCAUCAUUCAUUUUAUGCAGUAGAGCAAUAUAUAGAGCUCAGUUGCUAAAAGAGCUAACAGUUCAGUUUUUCAUUCAUACAUACAACAAAGAACUGAGUUUGGAUGGUCGGCUAGAGUUCCUCAAUGUAUGGUACAUUAUGAUCAUAAUCAAUGACAUGUUGAUCAUAAUGGGAUCAGCCAUUAAGGAGCAAAUAGAGAGGAAUCAGUUCACAAAUGAUCAAUGGAAUGUCUGCUCUUUAUUCUUAGGCACCGGCAACCUCUUAGUGUGGUUUGGUGUCCUGAGGUAUUUGGGAUUCUUUAAAACAUACAAUGUAGUCAUACUUACAUUGAAGAAGGCAGCUCCAAAGAUAUUCCGUUUCUUGAUUUGUGCUCUAUUGCUAUAUGCCGGAUUCACAUUUUGUGGCUGGCUUAUUUUGGGACCCUAUCACAUGAAGUUCAGAUCUCUUGCGACCACAUCCGAAUGCUUAUUCUCUCUCAUAAACGGUGAUGACAUGUUUGCAACAUUCUCUAUUAUGUCAAAGAAAUCACCAAUGCUUUGGUGGUUCAGUCGUGUAUAUCUAUACUCAUUUAUAAGUUUAUAUAUCUAUGUUGUCCUCAGUUUGUUUAUAUCGGUUAUAAUGGAUGCUUAUGAUACAAUUAAGCAAUAUUAUAAAGAUGGAUUCCCUAAGAGUGAUUUGCAGCAAUUCAUUGGUGAGACCAGUGUUGAGGAAGUAUCUUCUGGUCUGUACAGAACUCAGAGCUCUUCUUCUUUGAAUGCAGUAAUGAAUUCAUUGUUCUGCUGCAAUUUUUAUCGCAGCGCCUACUCUAAAAUAGGGGGCGGAACAUCUGCCCAGAAUUUGUUGUAAACAGAAUCUGCUCUGCAAUAUCUAUUAAUUUUUAAAUAGACAUGUAGAUGCAAUUACUGUUAUCACUGAAUGAUAACAUCAAUAGUCCUUAUUUUUGAAGUGAUUACUUCUGUAAUUGUUUGUUUAUUUAAAUAUGUUGCACAGUUAUCUUUAAAUAUGUUUGGGUUGACUGUUGUAUUAUCAUUAUUGAUAAUUGUUCACUAUAACCAUUAUGUACUUGAAUACUUUUCUUUAACAGAUUAUUAUUCAAAAUGUUAUACUUUACAAUAUAUAUUAUUGAUUAAAAAAACUAGUCUGUUAUAUGUUAAUUACUUUCUUAGCUUAAAUUUGUCUCUUUCCUUAUACUAUUUAUUGAGUAUCAAAAUGAACAAAGUGAUAAUGACAACUGAUUUAUAAAAAAUUGUAUAUCUGUACUUUUGUGAUAGUAAAAAUAAUUUAGAAGAUGUAAUUGUAUAGUUGUAUAAAAUAUUGUACAUAUUGGAGAGUUGUAAAUUAUGAAGAUAUACCUCAGGUUAGGUUACUUAGGUAUUUUGUGUAUAAUGAAAAUAAUGAAUGUACAUAUUUGGUAGCUGAUAUUAUUGAUUGUAUGUACUUACAAGUGUGUAAAAAUAUAUGAAUGUAUUUUAAAUUUAGUUAAGAUGUAGUUCCAAAAUUCACAUUCAGCCCUUUCUUAUGUACAAAACAAGAAUCUUAAUAAUCUCACAUGUUUGUUUAUUCAAAUACAUACAUAUUAAAAUGUAUAAAUGUGCUAGGGUUGCUAUCGAAUUUGUUUUGGCGAAUUUAAAUCAGUACUUAAUACGUAUCGUACCAAAAACACUAGUAUUAUAGAAUAAAUUGCUUACAAUAAGUUUGAAAAUUUUAUACAUAUUUAUUUUGUACAAUAAUAGUAAUUUUUUUAUUAACUUAAUUGUAACAAAUAGAUUAUAUUUUUUUAUAGUGUUGAUAGAUUUAUUAUCCAAUAUAUGUCACGUAUGUACCGCCCUUAACACAGCCAAAUAUAAAUUUAAAGCAGGUACUUAAGUACAGUACUACAGUAGAAAUAGUAUUAAUGUAUCCUCUCAAUUACAGUGUACAUUAGCAACCCUAGUUUAUCAGAUAUACACUAUCUACGUAAUUUAUCAAAUACUCAUAAUAAACAAAUAUAGAAAUAAAUAGCCAUAACUGUAAUCUUAUUUGUAUAUGAUACCUAAAAUAUCAAUAUUUAACAUGCCUUGUCUUUAGUUAUUGAAAAUAUAUUGU
Achroia grisella is the source of this 3086-nucleotide messenger RNA. RefSeq names its product mucolipin-3-like. Bases 51 to 1847 code for a protein of 598 amino acids. The record is from RefSeq and is a predicted model, not a curated record. Gene Ontology annotation, molecular function: NAADP-sensitive calcium-release channel activity. The transcript has a single exon. Gene Ontology annotation, cellular component: plasma membrane; lysosomal membrane. Lineage: Eukaryota; Metazoa; Arthropoda; Insecta; Lepidoptera; Pyralidae.